Messenger RNA from Akanthomyces muscarius, 3078 nucleotides. RefSeq lists its product as uncharacterized. NCBI's taxonomy places the organism in Eukaryota, Fungi, Ascomycota, Sordariomycetes, Hypocreales, Cordycipitaceae. The record is from RefSeq and is a predicted model, not a curated record. The coding region runs from base 1 to 3078 and encodes 1025 amino acids. The transcript has 3 exons.
AUGACCUCAACAACAGAUUUGUCCUCGGCCAGCAUUCGACGAAAGCCAGUUGGUCUCCCUGAGCCCGGCAAACUCUCACCCACCGAAACUCCGCCUCCUCCACCAUACAAAGAGUACGAUUCGAAGCACUCGCCGCCCAUAGACCCUCUCGAUACAACUGCCAACACCGGCUCCGAGCGAAGCACAUCGCCACCUCCCCUCUCUGUGGACGCCUUUCUCUUCAGCAACAACAAUAUGCUGCCCCAGAGCGCCACCAUGCCCAUCCUCCGAACCGAGAUUCCGCACAGCGCCCUGGGUAUCGAUGAACAGCCUCAAAUAGCUAGCGCAACAAGCUCUAUUGCUCAGUCUAGCUACGAGGCUCAACUUCCCCCCCUGCAAGAAAUCGCACCGCAGAAGCCCGCUUCGCGAGAUGGCUCUCCCGACGAGGGAGCCGGCGAUCUUCGUGGGCCACGCAAGCUGCGUAAGAACUCGGGCAGCCCAAAGCGGCCUCGUGCAAACUCAUACCAGGCUGGCCCCUCCAUCGCAGUACCUGGCCUCAGAUCCAGUUCAACUAUGCCCCUAUCUGAUCUGAGAGGCCGAAGUGUCUCGUCGCAUCCUACGCUCUCAGUGACCGAGAUUGGCGCACCGCCUUCCAUGCCGCCGCCUCCUAUCCCUCGACCUUCCUCGCGAGGACCCUCGCCAAAGCGCACAAAUCAAAGCCCAAACAGAGGCCGCCUUCGGAAGAGUUGGAUGCCUGGUGGGCGAUCAAGAUCAAAUUCUAUUGAGGUCUCCUCGCCCAAUGCCAAGAUGCAGGCUUGGAUAAUGACUGAUGAAAACACAUCUGAAUACAACCCCACCUUCCUGAAAAAUGCGGAAAAGGUCCCGGAAUUAUGGAAUGAAAAUGGCCAUGUGCUCGUUUAUCUGUAUCCCAGAGGGAGCGGUUGCGGGCCAAGCUUCAAAGUCCCCGAGUUCACCAUCAGCUCAUCUUAUCUCUUCAACGAACUGCUGGCUUCAGAACCCUUCUCAGCGGUUGGGCAACCCCGUUCAAGGAGCUUUGGUGGCAGAGAUAGCUUGUCUGUCGAUGAUGCUAGUCGCAUUCACUCACCACCCACGGGUCAAUCCGAGGACUUCUCUAGUGAACUGAAACUCUACUUGCCGGUGGCGCGUCCUUCAGCUUCGACACAUCUGGUCGCACCCGGUGAGGGUGGCGAUAAUGAACUCGACCGCCUGAUUGCUAUCCGCAACCUGUUUGCAUUCCUGACUGGCCAACCUCUUGUCGGUACCAAAUCGCGUCCAACCGUAUUCAUGGCCUUUUUGGAGAUUGCAGAACUCUUGGAAGAGUACAGCUUCACUGGAAUUGAUGGCACAGGCUUCGGAAAUGCUGUUGACCUGAGCUUCAGCUUCUACUCCGACUUCCUGGGCCUCUCUGAUUGCAGACACAGCCGUGAAAAGACUAUCGAGGCUCUCAUCUUGGGCGAGCGCAUGAGAAAUGUGGACCUGUACAAUGAAGCAUUUGCUCAUGCUGCGGGCAAAUAUUCCGCCAUCAUCGAUCUUCGCCUUUCUUUAUUUGACAAGAUCUCGCCGCUCACUCGGCAGCGUCUCGAACGCGCGCACAUUGACCUGGUCAACCGUCAGCAUAAUGUCAACGACCACCUCGAGCAGUUCGAAUUCCCAUCAAUAUUUGCCGGCACUGCCAACUCGACUUCGAUUUCUGAGAUGAAGAAUAUUCGAUUCAAAGUCUGGCGAAACUCGUUCACCAAGAUGCGAUCAUUCAUGCUCAGUUACUACAAAUCUACAUUUGGCAGCUGGCCUCCCAAAGCUAGCAGCAAGAAGAAUCCUUUCAUGGAGAGUGGCUUGAAUCGGCUGGUAUUGAAGAUGCUCUACUCGGACAUGUGUGCUCUGUACGACUUGCUUGUGGAUAGAACCGACUUGACAUCGAGAGUCAUUGACCACAUGCCGGAGCUGUCAUCAGACCCUGAAAAGAUUACCAGAUCAGCCAUUCGCAACAUCAUGUCCGAAUACGAUCGAUCCAGGCCACCUGUCCUGCCGCCGAUUCCAUUCGACUUGCCUCAGCUACCGACGGUUCAAGCUAUCCACGAGACGUAUUCCAGCUUGUCUGCGAAGGAUCAAGCCAAGUUUGACAAGAAACUCAAAGAGCACGAGCUGCUUCUCAUCUUGAACAAGGCCUACAACUACGACACCAACGGCAUAAAGCUACCGUUCCUCGACCAAUUCAAAGAAUUCGAAAGUCGAGAAGCCAAGGGCAAAAUGAAGCAAGACAUUAUCGAUCAGCGAAUUGGCUACUGGAUCUUCCUGUAUGCCGUUCUUCAGUCGCUUCCCAUGUUGGUUGUUGAUGCGCCAGGCCUCAAGCAUACGGAGGGAACGGAGUACUUCUUGUGCCAGCCGCCCAUGGGACAACCGCCAUGGGCGGUAGACGGGCAGGUCCGCAAGCAGUGGUACGAGGUAGCCGGCGGUGGUGGCUUGGUUGAGCUCUCCACCGACGCUGUCAUGUACAGUGUCGAAGCCACGUAUCACCGCAGCCACUGCUGGCUUGCAGCCAAGCAAUGGGAGGGGCUAGACGGGGCAGAUCAGCCACCUCCAGAGCCGAUUAUGUCGCCCCUGGAGCCGCCGCGAGCCAUUUUUGAGGGCGGCGACGGCGUCAUCGGAAGUCCACCUCCAAUCGUUGGUCCCAGCACACCUUCGCCGCCUUUGGGGACGCCUCCACUGGCGGUUCGUCCACGCAACCUGUCGCCGGGUCGUGGUCGUGCAAGCAGUGCAUUCCGCUCCAGCAUUGUCAUCGGCCUGGAGCCUGUCCCAAUGGACCCGCCAACCAGCGUAUUUGGCCCACACCAAAGAAGUAGUUCACUUGGCCCGCGGCCCCCCAGCGCUUUCAUGGGAAGCCGCAGCAUUUCUGGCUCUAACCUCGUCGGCAUGAGUACGCCGAGAACCGGCACACCAACAACGAUAGCACCAACUUCUGGAACCACAUUUGAUGAUAUUCUUGCCGGAGGGACCGAUGAUAAGAACAAGGGGAAGCAGAAGGAAAAGGAAAAGGAGAAGGAGAAGAAGCCCUCUAAGAAGAAGGGGUUCUUUUUCUAG